Molecule: messenger RNA, 2355 nt
Organism: Trifolium pratense (red clover)
Lineage: Eukaryota; Viridiplantae; Streptophyta; Magnoliopsida; Fabales; Fabaceae
Product: L-type lectin-domain containing receptor kinase IV.1-like
Exons: 1
Coding region: 121-2163 (680 amino acids)
Biological process (GO): protein phosphorylation
Cellular component (GO): plasma membrane
Molecular function (GO): protein kinase activity; ATP binding; carbohydrate binding
Source: RefSeq, a predicted model, not a curated record
GCUAAGAUCUUUCCACGUAAGCCUCAUAUGAAAAUUCAAAUGUGUAAUACAAGCAAACCAUAAAAACAAAACAUAACAAAUUCAACAUAACAAGAAUCAUAUUUCAAAAUAUACCAAACAAUGUCUUCAAAACUUGUAGCAAUAAUUUUCAUGUUUGUGUCAUUAGUAGCAAGUGAAGAUAGCAAUAUUAGUUUCAUCUAUAAUGGAUUCAAAUCAUCACAUGAACAUGAUUUGUAUCUUGAUGGUGUUGCUGAUUUAACCUCAAAUGGUUUACUUAGAUUAACCAAUGAUACAAAACAACAAAAGGGUCAUGCUUAUUAUCAAAAUCCUAUAGUUUUCAACAAUGGAAGUAGUAAUGGUAUUUCUUCUUUUUCAACUACUUUUGUUUUUGCUAUAAGAUCAGAGUUUCCUAAUCUUAGUGGCCAUGGAAUUGUUUUUGUUAUUUCUCCAACAAAAGGGUUACCAAAUUCAUUACCAAGUCAGUAUCUUGGUGUAUUCAAUGAAUCAAACGUUGGAAACACCGAAAACCGUGUUUUCGGGUUAGAACUUGAUACAAUUAUGAAUACAGAGUUUGAUGAUAUCAAUGAUAACCAUGUCGGAAUUGAUCUCAAUGGAUUGAAAUCAGAAAAAUCAGCUUCUGCAGGAUAUUAUGACAUUGAUCAUAAUGAGUUCAAGAAUUUAAGCCUUUUUACUGGCUUACCAAUGCAAGUUUGGUUGGAAUAUGAUAGUGAAAAGACAAAGAUUGAUGUUACUUUAGCUCCAAUUAAUGUUGUUAAACCAAAACAACCUUUGUUAUCAUUGAACAAAGAUCUUUCAUCAAUUUUGAAAAAUACUAUGUAUGUUGGAUUCUCAUCUUCAACAGGUUCAAUUCUAACCUCUCAUUAUGUUCUUGGUUGGAGUUUUAAGGUUAAUGGUCAAGCACAAAACCUUAAAAUCUCAGAACUUCCAAAGCUACCAACUUUAGGUGAAAAAAAAGAUUCUAAGGUAAUUUUGACUAUUGGGUUGCCUUUGAUUUCACUAUGUUUGAUUCUAAUGGUAGCUAUAGGAAUCUUUCAUUUCAUCAAAAGGAAGAAAAAGUUUUCUGAACUUCAUGAAGAUUGGGAAAAAGACUAUGGAACACAAAGAUUCAAGUACAAAGAUUUAUACUUUGCAACAAAUGGUUUCAAAGAGAAGGAGCUAUUAGGAACAGGUGGAUUUGGUAGAGUCUACAAAGGUGUAAUGCCAAAUUCAAAACUUGAAGUAGCUGUUAAGAGAGUUUCACAUGAAUCAAGACAAGGAAUGAAGGAAUUCGUCGCGGAAAUUGUUAGUAUCGGUCGUCUUCGUCAUAGAAACCUUGUUCCGCUUCUCGGCUAUUGCAGGCGGAAAAACGAGUUACUUUUGGUUUAUGAUUAUAUGGCUAAUGGAAGUUUAGACAAAUAUUUACACAAACACAACAAAGGACAAAGAUUGUUUACCUUAAAUUGGAGUCAAAGGUUUAGAAUCAUUAAAGGUGUUGCUUCUGGUUUGUUUUAUUUACAUGAAGAAUGGGAACAAGUAGUAGUUCAUAGAGAUAUUAAAGCUAGUAAUGUUUUAUUAGAUUCUGAAUUAAAUGGUAGAUUAGGUGAUUUUGGUCUUUCAAGAUUAUAUGAUCAUGGAACAGAUCCUCAAACAACUCAUGUUGUUGGAACACUUGGUUAUUUAGCACCAGAACAUACAAGAACAGGUAAAGCUACAACAAGUUCUGAUGUUUAUUCUUUUGGUGCUUUUUUACUUGAAGUUGUUUGUGGUAAAAGACCUAUAGAACAAAUAAGAGAAUGUGAGAGUGUAAUAUUAGUUGACUAUGUUUAUGAUUGUUGGAAAAGAGGUGACAUUGUUGAGGCUAAAGAUGUAAAUUUAGGUGUGGAUUAUAUUGUUGAAGAAGUUGAAUUGGUUUUGAAACUUGGUUUGUUAUGUUCACAUUGUGAAGCUUUGGCUAGACCAAGUAUGAGACAAGUUUUGAGGUAUUUGGAAAGGGAUUUGGCACUUCCUGAUUUGAGUUUUCUUAGUUUAAGUUCAAUGGGAUUAACUUCUGGACAGUGUGAGAAUUUUCAAGAUUUUGGUAUGUCUUAUGCUUCUUCUUCUAUGGAUAGACCAUUUUCACAUACUUCUUCAAUUGCUGAAUCACUUCUUUCUGGUGGUAGAUGAGUUCAAAAUAUAUAUCAAUUGAAAAUGGUGUCAUAGGACAAUUUGAUUGUAAUUGAAUAUUUUUUUGUAUCCUUAAUGAGUAUACUUUAAUUAGUUGCUUUUGUAUUGUAUUAUAAUAUAAUUUGAAAUAGAUUUAAAAAUAUAAAAAUGUUGUACUAUCUCUUAUCAUUGUUAUUUUAUAUUAUCUUGUAU